CAGGAGAGAUAGCGGUCUUAGUGAGGGGGGGGGAAGACCAGAAAGGUCGAGGCCACAUGCCCAAGUCGAAAAGGCUGCGCGUUGAUGAGGCGAGCUCGGAGAAUGACGACGACUUCCAAUUAGAGGAAGUUGCGGUGGUGGACGUGCAAGGGGCGUCGGGGAGCCAGCGAUUGGGUUUUGGGCGAGACGGGGUGUCGAGGGAUCAACUGGCUGCUAUCAGACAAGCUUUCGUUGGUGGUGCCGCCAGAGCGUCACCUAGGACACACAAGGCGCAAGGGUUUGUCAUCACCGAGGCGCGCGUGCACAAGCAAGCUGCGGGGGUGGGUGAGGUGACGGUAAGCGGCGUUCACGCACCGAUCGUCCCGGUCGCUGGGGGUGGCCGACUUGACAAGGCAGUGAUCGGGGCAGACCAGCUACGUCAGGCACUCCCCGCGCAAAAGGCGGGGGGUUCAAGCGCGACGAUAACACCGCCCCCGCAAAAGAAAGUGGACGCAGGCGGCAGUAAGACGGUGGUGGGAGAUCAUCACACUUCUGCAAGCGGAGUCGCGGAAGGUGUGGUGGAGGGGAAGGUCGAUGACGUGCACCGUGAAGAUGGUAAAAGAGAUGGACGACGGGAAGGCGAUGAUGACGACGAACGACCCCUUGCCAGCAGGCGGAAGAGAACUGCAAAGGAGGUUAAUAUGGAGGAGAGGUCGAAGUUGUGGGUUGGCCCCUCCUGUGUCUACACUACCUCCACCACGACACACUGUAGCACUCAGGACGACAGCAAUGACGCUUCUCCUGAAACGCACAUCUUGCGAUCGCACCGACCUCGGAGACGCGUGACCUAGAGACGUUAAGAUUGCUCGCGGAUCG
Chara braunii is the source of this 855-nucleotide messenger RNA. Lineage: Eukaryota; Viridiplantae; Streptophyta; Charophyceae; Charales; Characeae. The record is from the annotation of a GenBank genome assembly.